Cervus elaphus (red deer) is the source of this 1897-nucleotide messenger RNA. It is a transcript of the gene EN2, whose product is annotated as engrailed homeobox 2. Gene Ontology annotation, biological process: regulation of transcription by RNA polymerase II; neuron differentiation; multicellular organism development. The transcript has 2 exons. Gene Ontology annotation, molecular function: DNA-binding transcription factor activity, RNA polymerase II-specific; RNA polymerase II cis-regulatory region sequence-specific DNA binding. The record is from RefSeq and is a predicted model, not a curated record. Bases 488 to 1462 code for a protein of 324 amino acids. Lineage: Eukaryota; Metazoa; Chordata; Mammalia; Artiodactyla; Cervidae. Gene Ontology annotation, cellular component: nucleus.
CGGCGUUGGCCCGAGCGGGCCCCGGCGGGCGUGAGCGCGGGCGAGCGCGCUGCCUGCAUGCGCGGAGCUCCAGCCCCGGGCGGCCGGGCGGCGGCGGCGGCGCCGGAGCCGGAGGCAGCCGGACGUGGAGAGGCGCGCGGAGCCCCGAGGCGCCCCGGGUCCGCGCCGGACCCUUGUGACCGUCUAGCGACUGGGUGCGCUGCGAAGACUCGGACCGGACUAUUUUGAAUCUCCCGGCGUCUGGGCGUGGGGCGACUCUUGGUAUUUUCUAACUCAACUUGUGGAUCUGAACGUGGCUUUGGCUCUGAGCGUGGCUGGCGACGUGUAGGACCCCAGCCCUGGCUGCUGCCGCCGCGCUCGCCCUCGGGAGAGUCGGCGGGGAAGGGACACCGGCCGGCUUCGGAAGUCUCCGCGUACGGAGCGGAGAAGCGGAAGGCUGACUGGAGGGUCUCCCCGGAGAAUCGACUCGGGAUUUGUUGUGAGCAGCAUGGAGGAGAAUGACCCCAAGCCUAGCGAAGCGGCGGCGGCGGAGGGGCAGCGGCCGCCGGAAUGCAGCCCCAGCGGCGGCGCCGGCAGCCCUGGCGAGGCGGACACUGGCCGCCGGCGGGCUCUGAUGCUGCCUGCGGUCCUGCAGGCCCCCGGCAACCACCAGCACCCACACCGCAUCACCAACUUCUUCAUCGACAACAUCCUGCGGCCCGAGUUCGGCCGGAGAAAGGACGCAGGGACGUGCUGUCCCGGCGCCGGAGGAGGCAGAGGCGCCGGGGCAGGCGGCGAAGGCGGCCUGGAGGGAGGCGGCGGCGCGGGCGGCGCGGAGCAGCUCCUGGUGUCUGGCCGGGAGCCCCGGCAGAACGCGCCCGGGGCGCCCGGGGCGGGCGGGCCGCUGCCCGGCGGUGGCGGUAGCGACUCUCCGGGUGACGGCGAAGGCGGCUCUAAAGCGCUCUCACUGCACAGCGGCGCCAAGAAAGGAGGAGACCCCGGGGGUCCCCUGGACGGGGCGCUCAAGGCCCGCGGCUUGGGCGGCGGCGACCUGUCGGUGAGCUCAGACUCGGACAGUUCGCAGGCCAGCGCCAACCUGGGCGCGCAGCCCAUGCUCUGGCCGGCUUGGGUCUACUGCACGCGCUACUCGGACCGACCUUCUUCAGGUCCCAGGUCUCGCAAACCAAAGAAGAAGAACCCCAACAAAGAGGACAAGCGGCCCCGCACGGCCUUCACGGCAGAGCAGCUGCAGCGGCUCAAGGCCGAGUUCCAGACCAACAGGUACCUUACGGAGCAGCGGCGCCAGAGCCUGGCGCAGGAGCUCAGCCUCAACGAGUCUCAGAUCAAGAUCUGGUUCCAGAACAAGCGCGCCAAGAUCAAGAAGGCCACGGGCAGCAAGAACACGCUGGCCGUGCACCUCAUGGCGCAGGGCCUGUACAACCACUCCACCACCGCCAAGGAGGGCAAGUCGGACAGCGAGUAGGGCGGGCGGGUGCCACGUCCCGGCCCGCCCUGGCUAAACGAUGCAAUAAUUUAAAAUCAGAAAUCAAGGGCCAGUGUAUAAAGAUUAUACCAGCAUUCAUAGUGAAGAUAUCGUGUAUUAGCUAUGGUUCUGCAAUAUUCUAUGUAUAUAUAAUUUACAGGAGGUGUAAAAUCCAAAAUAUCUGACUAUAAAAUAUUUUUUGAGUUUUUUUAUGUUUAUGAGAUUAUGCUAAUUUUAUGUUGGGUUUUUGGUUUUUGCAAAGGGGGCUACUUAGGGUUUCAUCUUUUUUAAUCCCCUAAGUUCCAUUAUGGGACAUCGGACACUUUUUUUUUUUAAUUUCAAAAGAUGAAAAAAUUAAAACAACUUGCUGAAGUCCAAAGAUUUUUAUUGCUGCAUUUCACACGACUGUGAACCGAAUAAAUAGCUCCUACUUGG